Molecule: messenger RNA, 1596 nt
Organism: Botrytis byssoidea
Lineage: Eukaryota; Fungi; Ascomycota; Leotiomycetes; Helotiales; Sclerotiniaceae
Exons: 1
Coding region: 1-1596 (531 amino acids)
Source: RefSeq, a predicted model, not a curated record
AUGGCUCAUUUAAUUCGAUUACCACUCUCUCAUUCCGGCUCUACAGUCAAUUCGCCAAUGGCCGGUCAUCUACAUCACCUUGGGCAAGCUCCCACCUCCUUCUUUCCUCCCAAUACCUCUUCUCCAGCACAAUACAAAUAUCACUCAUCUCCCAGCGGUGGUCCGAUUUCUCCUCCGCAUACUCGAUCUGCUUCGGCAGAAAAUACUGCGGCCGAGUUAGUCGAAGACUUCAGAAGAUAUUCGCACAACUUGAGAGAACAAUUCGAAGGGGAACGAGCGCACAUCUUGGCAGACAGGCAGCGUGCAAUUGAAGUGAUAGCAGAAGAACGAGAAUUAUGGGACAAGGAAAGAGGAAUCUUAAUUGCUCGAAUUCGAGAACUCGAAGCAAGAUUGAAAGAAAAAGGGGAUGUCGUAUCACCAGCUGGAAUCUUCAAUUUGGAAUUGUCAAACCUAGGGUUCAGCCCAGCAGCAAACGUAUUCACUAGUCCAAAUGGUGUACCGAUUAUUAAAGGACCUACGAAAGCAAUGGCAUCUCCAGGAAGUGGAAGUACCGAAUCGAAAAGAUCAUCGCACGGUCACCCAGAAAUAAAACAAGAAACAGGAAGAAAUGCAGAUGGAUCUCCAUUUUACGCGCCAGCACCACAAAACCCCACGAGAACAUUCUCAGCAGAAUCAGAAGCUCUGAGAGUCGAAGAUAUUCAUGCGCCCAGGCAAACACCAAUUCAAGUUAUUCAAGAGUUAACUCCGUCUGAUUUCGUGGGAUCCUCUCAAUAUGCAUCACCCGAACUCUUACAUCCACAUCAUUCUGCUGUACAUUGGGAGAAGGCCGAAAGUAAUAAUGGUGAUAUCAUAGGAGCUGAUAGUAUAGACAUAUCAAAAAUUGCUCCACAUCUCGAAGGUGUACCCAUCAAAGCCAGCGCCGUAGAUCCGGUAUUCGUCGCACAUGUUCUAAGUCCUCGGUCUGCCAGUCCGAGACUUAGUCCAAAUGUUAAGCCGCCAGGAAGAGAUGUUGGUUUGAGUUUGGGAAAAGCAAAUUUGGAACCAGAAAACAAGAGAUUGACAAUGUAUGCCGGUCACACACCUAAUCAUUCCAUUUCACGCUUUUCCGAUUUGGUCAAAGAGUCUCAAGAGGCGGAAGGGGAUGAAACACCAAGAGGUUAUGAUGGACUUGUUCAUCGGGGUUCCCUAGCGCCAAUUCCGGAUGAAGACGAAAGAAUCGCGCUCGAUAGACUACUACCAGAUGAAGACGAUGAAGAAGUUCAUGAUCGUCCUUUAACAGGUCCAUUAUGUCUUACGAAUGUUCCAGCCAGAGAUGAAUUAUUCCUUGAAGCUCUGACGGAGAAAUUGGAAGAAGUUAAAAACUCAAGACCGGGUAGUAAAGAAGUUAGUCCUACCGGUAGCGCAGGCACCUCGAGCCCGGUCCUGGAAAUGAAAAAAGCGAGAAAUAGGUCGAUUGGUGGUGGAGGUGAUGAUGGGAGGGGUAUGGAAGGAGAAGGACAUGAUUGUGAAGAUGAAGACGAGGAUGAUGAACCAGGACCUGUUCUGUUGAAAAUGAAGCCGAGUAUGAAUUUUGGAAGACCAAUGGGACAGAGAUGA